AUGGAAUUCCGACCGACUCCUUUUCAGCAGGUGCAAACGGUAGAUGUGGAAUCGAUUAACGGGUUGCUCAGCUCGAUCUGGCCCCCAACCAAAGUAGUAUUGAGCAACACCGAAGUCCUCGUCAUCCCUUCGCCAACCGACUCCAACCCUCUUCAAGUCAAGCGUGUCAAACAGCUGCUGAGCAAAUUGGACGGUUUCAUCAUGACCCCGCACCUUCGUUUCAGCACUGCUCAAAACGCCCUGUAUCUGUAUGUCAGCUUGCCUAGCUUCCAACUGGGAUCAUUCCAACACUGUCCGGCUCAACCAGUCCCGACCUACCAGACUCUUCCCUUUGAAAACUGGUGUCUCGCAUAUCGCGUAUUCCCGGAAAUUGCAAAGACCGAUAAACAGUCAAUGCCAGUGACUUUCACCGAUCCUCUUCGUCUAGCCGAGCGUGACACAAUGUUUCGAUUGCGAUUGGGGAUGUUGGGAGGCAUAUUUAUCCCUGAUAUCGACAACAGUCACACUCCCGGUGCUCCUCAGAUAUCCGCCUCGGAGGACGUUUCGGCCCUUGUUCACGACUAUCUCACUCACCGAUCACGCAACGGUACCGACAGUUUCAUGUAUCUCAGCCACCCAUCUUUCUCCACCAGCAUCACCCAGCCUCAAGUACCGGUGUUGGAACCGAUGGAAUUUUGUAGAACUAUAGCGCACUAUGAGGUGGCCAGUACCACGAGCAGGCCAACAGAGGCAGACAAAAGCAGCCAAGGGCCACUGGGACAUGUCAUACUGGCUAGUGAAUUUAGCCACAAGGAACGAUCUCUCAGCAAGUUCGGUGAAGGUUCGACUGGCUUGCCCAUCAACCCUCAAACGGUUGAUCGUAUAAUCGGUUCGUCCAUUUUUGAAGACGCUUUCUGGCUUCUCUGGGCUGGCAACAUGAUUAAAACAGUCGCUGUCAGUGUCGUUGGUCGACUUGCGUGGAAGGCUAUCCAAGCGAUUCGAGGGCCGAUCAUCAUGGCGAACAUGUUUGCUCAAACCGCCGCAUGGGAUGUGAAGAUGGAACCGUGGAGUCGUCCUGGUACAGGCAAAUUUGACCAAUCUUCUGUCGUCACUCGAAAACCCCGGGACUGGUACGAAGGACUGUCUGUUGUCUCUCAGGUGGAUCAUCAGGUACAGUACUCCGCUGGCGACCAUCAACUUCACGUGUCAGCGGCCGCCACCGUAAAGAUCGACGCUUCUUACAAACCACAGAAAUUUGCGACUGGUGGCAGAAAUUACACACAGUCCAACCAUAUCGAUUUCAACUGCACGUGGGAAUACGGCCUCUUACUCGAAUGUCAAGGAGAUAAUGUAGUCUUGACCCAGUCUGGCACACCAGUGGUCUCCUUACGGACGCUUAAUUUUGACGGCGCAAUGGAUCAGAAUUGGUUCCUGUCCGAAACGCCUAGUCUCAUGGUCACCACAAUUCAAGAAUCCAUCAAAGCUUUGUCUGAGAUAUCUUUCCAGCAAAUGACGGUACAGCACGCAGUGGCCGUCGGCAAAUUGGUCAGGUCGUCACCGUCGGUAAAUGAAGUCGGCUCCUUGAUGAUGCCGAUGACAUUGAUUGGCAUCAAUGAAUCUGAUGAGAGAUCAAAUAUCGCAAAAAAGAUGGUAGAUGAUCCGCAGAAAGGAAAACAACUGUUUGCAGAUCUUAUCGCCAAGAUGGGGGGUUUCGAUAAACUCCAAACAGUCCUCAUGGAUAAUGGUCAGGAAUUAUAG
Kwoniella shivajii is the source of this 1737-nucleotide messenger RNA. RefSeq lists its product as uncharacterized. Bases 1 to 1737 code for a protein of 578 amino acids. The record is from RefSeq and is a predicted model, not a curated record. The transcript has a single exon. Lineage: Eukaryota; Fungi; Basidiomycota; Tremellomycetes; Tremellales; Cryptococcaceae.